AGGCAGCGCUGGAACGAGCCAAGGAACUCGCAUACAUAGAUAGACCUGCCACCUGUAAUAUACUGGAUAAUAAUCUAUAUGCUUAAGGCAGCCUAGCCACUGAUGAAAGGGUUAUCGUGCAGACUGUUAGUUUCGGUGCAGAUCACCUGCUGCUGAUGAAGAUUUCGUGGCUGUGAGAAUUUUCAGAAUUAGAUUUUUUUUUUUUUUUUUUAAUGCUGUGUGUUGCUAUAAAAAGCAGGGUGACACUGACGCUGCUGUGUCCAUAGUAACCGACCCCUGCAUAGGAUGCAAACAAACCUUGGCUUAUUCUGCAAAGCUUUCAAUGCUGUGAAAACCGGAGCCAGAGAACUAAAACAUGACAAGAAUGCUAACUGUUUACUGUAUUGUAAAAAUGUCGGGACGGUAAAUAAAUAAGAUAGGGUCACUGCAGAGCGAGAAAAGACGCGUAUUAUUAAGACAACGGGUGUAUAUUAUUACACAUUUUUAAAUUAUAAUAAUAACAGUAUAGAUAAUACAUCAUUGUUAAGUUGCAGUCAGCAGUUGUAUUUUUUGUAUUGAUCGCAAUGAGGAAAAUAACCGGAUUUCUUUGUAUUUAUUUAUUUAAAUGAGCAGCUAGAAUUCCAGCGCGGUGGCUAUUUAACUAUUUAAAAACUAAUUAUUGUGAUGCAUAAUACGUAUCUAAUUAAUUCCCAAUUGAAGCUUGUUUAUUUGCAGCGUCACAGAUAGCCUUUAAAAAUGGACGAGUAGUAGUAGCCUUAACAGUAUUGCCCAUUUUCAAAUUAAAAAAAUAAGUAGGGAUUAACGAGGUUCUGCUGCAUUGAUUAAGAUUUGAGAGCCUGUGAGCAGUUGAUACUCGGAUGAGUGCUUUUACCACUCGCUCUUUACUUAAUUUCCUAAUUUAAUAUACGACAGUGAAACAUGCUGCCAGGCUCAAUUCAGAUCACAGGUGAAGCCCUUUCUGGAGGUGAGAUUAAAGAUAUCUGCGACAGCUUGAAGGAAAACAGCGUGCGGCUCCUGUCGGUGCGGGCUUGCCAGCUUUCGGACCGAGAUUUCGGGCGGGUGUGCGGCGGUGUCGCCCAGUGCCACGCGCUGGCUCAACUGAACCUCAAUCUGGGGGUGGUGUCCAACAUCUGCAGGGUCAAACAGCUCGCCGAGGCGCUGACCACCAACAGAUCGGUCCAGACUUUAUUUCUCCAUGGAAGCCCCCUGACUGACGCGGGGCUCACCUGUCUGAACCCAGCGCUGUCCACUCACCCCUCCCUCGUCUCGCUCGACCUCGGGGACUGCAUGCUGGGGGACGAAGGGCUCCAGCUCAUCUGUGGGAUGCUACCACCAGAUGGAGCCAAAUCAGGACUAAAGGAGUUGACCCUGAGCGCAAACCCUGCCGUCACUUCCAAAGGCUGGGCCCGGCUGGCCAUUGCUGUAGCCCACAGCUCCCAGCUGCGGGUUUUAAACCUGGACUACAACCCCUUAGGAGACAAGAUAGCCGGGAUGCUGGCUGUUGCCGUGGCGUCGAGCCGGACACUGGAGGUUUUAGAUCUUGAAGGAACAGGCCUCACCAACCAGUCUGCACAGAUCUUCCUGGACAUGGUGGAGAACUACCCGACGUGCCUGCGGAUGCUGAUCCUGGCUGAGAACAACAUCAGCACGGAGCUGCAGCAGCAGAUCUCAGACCUUCUGUCCGAGGGGGAGGAGGAGGAGGAAAAGGAGGGGGAGGCGCUGGGGGGCGCCGGGAGUAGGGAGAGGGAGAGGGAGAGGGAGAAGACCAUCUGGGUCGCCCAAAACAAUUCAAGUUCACACAUGGUCUUGGUGACGUCAGGACUCGGAGACAGCCUAUUGGCCGAAACGGAGAUGUGACCCAGGAAUCCUCUCUCCCUACUGCACCGUAGCCUGUCGCAUGAUGCGGUCAGCUGAUAGCGAACAACCAAUCACUUUGCAUGGUCUUUUAGCACUUG
This is a messenger RNA of Acipenser ruthenus (sterlet), 1955 nucleotides long. Its product is annotated as leucine-rich repeat-containing protein 73-like. Gene Ontology annotation, molecular function: protein binding. The transcript has 6 exons. NCBI's taxonomy places the organism in Eukaryota, Metazoa, Chordata, Actinopteri, Acipenseriformes, Acipenseridae. The coding region runs from base 919 to 1857 and encodes 312 amino acids. The record is from RefSeq and is a predicted model, not a curated record.